Messenger RNA from Panicum virgatum (switchgrass), 1677 nucleotides. RefSeq names its product FBD-associated F-box protein At5g60610-like. NCBI's taxonomy places the organism in Eukaryota, Viridiplantae, Streptophyta, Magnoliopsida, Poales, Poaceae. The record is from RefSeq and is a predicted model, not a curated record. Gene Ontology annotation, molecular function: protein binding. The transcript is spliced from 3 exons. The coding region runs from base 33 to 1490 and encodes 485 amino acids.
GGGUUUGCCGAAACCGCGGGAACGCGCGGGAAAUGGCGCUCCAUUCCGAUCCCACCGCCGGCGGCGGAGGAGGAGCGAAGAGGCCGCGGUCGGAUGCGCCCGGGGAGGAGCGGGAGGAGGCGGCGGAGGCGUCCCCCAUCUCGGCUCUGCCGGACGAGCUGCGGCAGCGGGUCCUGACCCUCCUCCCGCUCAAGGACGCCAUCCGCACGGGGGCGCUCGCCCGCGGCUGGCGCGGCCUCUGGCGGACCCGCUGGGCGCACCGCUCCGCCGUCGAGGUCCACCUGGGCUCCCGCGAUGCGCCGGAGCGGGAGCUCGGCGCUCUGGAGAAGGAGCCGCACCCGCUCCGCCGCCUCCACCGCUUCUCCCUCACCGUGGAUACCUGCAAGUUCACGUCCUCGCACCUCCGGCGCUUCCUCGGCUACGCCGCCGAGUGCCGCGCCGAGGAGCUCCACGUCGAGAUGCGGACGGCCUCCAAGCUCAAGUUCCACCUGCCGCGCUCGAGCCCGCUCCUCGCGCGCCUCUCGCUCCGCCGCAUCGGCGUCGCCGGCAUGUACUACAGGGGCGCCCAGCCGCUCCGCGCCCUCGAGGUCGUCGCGCUCCACUCCGUCUCCAUCACCCAGGCCGCCGCCAAGAAGAUGCUGGCGCUGUGCCCCGGCCUCCGCACGCUCGACCUGCGCGCCUGCGACGCCGACAGCUUCUUCUACUGGGACAGGUCCGUGGUCUGGCCGCCGAACCUGAGGAGCGUCACCGUCGCGGAGUGCGACGGGAUGGCCACCCUGGACCUGGUGCGCGUGCCGAGCCUCCGCUCCUUCCGCUACAGCGGCAGCUUCCUCGACGCGCCCUUCUCCCUUCCGCCCGACGCCGCGCUUGCCGACCUCUACAUCUGCUUUGAAGAAUCCGUAGCAGCAGGCCACAACACCCGCCGCUUGAACAAUAGGCUACCAAAUGAUCUCUCUGACCUCAACGUUCUGACCAUCUGCAGCAAUGCCCUCCCGGCUGCGUUUUCCUUGUCUGAUGAUGGAGCAACUUGCCAAAGGAGCUUACACAGUUUGAGAGAGCUGCAGCUACUCAUGUUAGAAAUGAGGCCUUCCAACCUUGCUGACAUCUAUGUCUUUUUCAAGACUUUCCACUGCCCCAAUUUGGAAAAGCUCUUUGUGGAGCUCCCAGAUGAUCCCGAGGAAGGUUCACAUGAUGAGGUUGGGGAAGAGCCGCCGGAGGAUUGUUUAGACAAUGUUAAGAUAGUGAAGGUCGUGAACUUCAACUGGCACCACACCGAGGUGGAGCUUGUGAGCUUUUUGUUGAGGAAGGCUAGCUCCCUGCAGAAACUGCUACUAGUUUUUUCCAAGGCUGCUCAACUAGAUAUGCCUGGUGUACAUGGAGCAGACCUUUUGCUUAUCCAUGAAGCUUUGACCAAUGGCAAGAUCAUGCUUAGUGAAUCUGAUGAUGUGGCAACUCAGCCAUAUCAUUAUGAGGUCUUUCUCGAGGUUUAGUUAUCAAUCUACAGUCAAAUCAGAGACUCUUGGACUCUAGAUUCAACCUAUCGGGGCACUAUCCAUUUGUCUUAGUUUAUGAACCUCAUGUGAAGACAUAUUACCAGUAUUGUCUCCUGAACAUAUUUUCUUUAAUGUUACUAGUACCAUGUCAAUCAAAAUGCUUGGUGUUCCAAUGCAGGCUUAA